UCAAUUAUCACCAAAAUUCCCAUCUCUGAAGCCCUAUCUAUAACCAAAGAUAUUUCUGCUCUUCGACCAACCCCUUCUUUCUCUCUCUCUCUCUCUGCCCUCUGCGAUUUUCUUCAAGCUUCCACUUACUUUUUCAUGGAAAAUUGUCUGUACCAUCCAUCACCCACAUUGGUUGUACCCCGUUUGACCCAUAGCCUUUCUCUGAGACCCAUUUCAAGAUUCAUCUGCAAUUUGCCCAGAAAACCCAGUUUGAGUGGUCGUUUCAACGGUAGGAGCAGACCCAUCAAUGUUAAGGCGAGUGCUGGCGCGAGUCCCUGUGAGUUCAGUAGCCUGAACUCGCCGCUAGAGCCGAAAUCGCAUGUGGGCAAGUUUCUGAGCGGUGUGUUGCAGAACCACCGCCAGAUGUUCCACGUUGCGGUGGCGGAGGAGCUCAAGCUUUUGGUCGAUGAUCGAGAUGCAGCAGUUGCUCGCAUGGCACUCACCGCAGGCUCCGAUGAGGACAUGCUUCACAGGAGGAUAGCACAAAUGAAAGAGCAUGAGUGCGAGAUUGCUGUACAAGAUGUCAUGUAUUUGCUGAUAUUUUACAAGUUUUCGGAGAUCAGGGUCCCCCUGAUUCCAAAGCUUUCUGAAUGCACAUACAAUGGCAGGCUAGAGAUAUUGCCUUCCAAAGACUGGGAGCUUGAGUCCAUUUACAGCCUGGGGAUUUUGGAUUUGAUCAGGGAACAUGUAACAAGUAUGACCGGUUUGAGAGCAAAAUCUAGCGUGACUGAGAGCUGGGCAACAACUGAGAUUCAGGAAUUCUUGCUUGCUCGAAUUUAUGUUGCCUCAAUAUUAUAUGGUUACUUCUUGAAGUCGAUUUCGUUGAGAUACCACCUCGAACGGAGUCUCUCUGUUGCUAACCGUGAUGAUCAAAGGACUGCUCUUGCCAUUCACGAUGCGCGUGCUUAUGAAAUUAAAGAUGUAAUCUUUGGCCAUAUGGGUAACAUUCAUUCUCUAGGUCAAGGGCUAAUCAAGCAGGAAGAGGAAAUUGAGGACUUGAAAUGUUAUGUGAUGGGCUUUCAACCUGGAUUGUUGGAGAGAUGUGCCAAACUGAGAUCAAAGGAGGCUGUGAAUUUGGUGGAAAGUUAUAGCAUGGCACUUUUUGGUAAUGAGGAAUCUUGUUUAGUAGAGAGCAACAAUGUCAUUUUGACUUCAUAUUCAAGUCUGAAGAGGCUAGUCUUGGAAGCAGUCGCUUUUGGAUCUUUUCUCUGGGAGACAGAAGAUUAUAUUGACAGUGUAUAUAAGCUUAGAGAUAACUAAAUAUAAAUAGGAUAAAGUCAUACUUAUUGUGAUAUAGUUAGGUUUUGGUGCGACAUCUCUAUGUAUAUAAAUCAGAGUUUCAUGCAUAUUCUUGGCUUUCCAGUUGAGUCUAAAGACUGUACAGGUAUGUGUUUUUCUGGAAGUAAGAACAGCAGAAUGAGCUAGCAUUUUGCAUAUUUU
Messenger RNA from Neltuma alba, 1479 nucleotides. Its product is annotated as UV-B-induced protein At3g17800, chloroplastic. Lineage: Eukaryota; Viridiplantae; Streptophyta; Magnoliopsida; Fabales; Fabaceae. Bases 136 to 1299 code for a protein of 387 amino acids. The record is from RefSeq and is a predicted model, not a curated record. The transcript is spliced from 2 exons.